UUCAGAUUAUGAGAGUUUAGAAUAAAAAAAUAUUUAUUUAUUUUAUUCAUUUUGCAUUAUUUCAAAUUAGGAAGGAUAUGAAAUACAUAAAUUACUCCAAAAUAGAGUUCGGUAUUAGCAAAGAAUAGUCAACAGAUCUAAAUUGCUCUGUUUCUAGUGAACGUCCAUUUUUCCUCUCAAUCCCAAAUUCUUUGGAAACCCAUAAAAGAAAGCACAAAUUCAUCCAAUACCACACCUCUUCUAACUUCUAACCACUUUAUCUUAUCAGAUACAGACAUGGUAGUUUCAUCUCAAAACGACGCCGUUUCUCUUGAUACUGGCCAUGCUCGUCUUCAUCAACUGGGUUACAAACAAGAACUCAAGCGUGAUUUAUCGGUGAUAUCAAACUUUGCGUUUUCAUUCUCCAUAAUAUCAGUAUUAACAGGUAUAACGACUUUGUAUAGUAGUGGAUUGCAGUUUGGAGGACCUGCUGUGAUGGUUUAUGGAUGGUUUAUAGCUGGGUUUUUCACCAUGUUUGUGGGUUUAUCAAUGGCUGAGAUUUGCUCUUCUUAUCCUACUUCUGGUGGUCUUUACUAUUGGAGUGCUAAACUUGCUGGUCCCACUUGGGCUCCUUUUGCUUCUUGGCUCACUGGCUGGUUUAACAUCGUUGGGCAGUGGGCCGUUACAACUAGUGUAGAUUUCUCUCUGGCACAGCUGAUUCAAGUGAUCAUUCUACUAAGCACAGGGGGUAAAAAUGGAGGCGGUUUUCAGGCUUCCAAAUACAUAGUCAUUGCCUUCCAUGGUGGAAUUUUACUUGUGCACGCGAUCUUGAAUAGUCUUCCUAUUUCAUGGUUAUCCUUCUUUGGACAGCUUGCUGCAGCAUGGAAUGUUGCAGGAGUGUUUGUCCUAAUGAUUGCCAUCCCUUUGGCUACCAAGGAAAAGGCCAGCGCGGAGUUUGUGUUCACACACUUCAACACUGAUAACAGUAAUGGAAUCAAAAGUAGAGCUUACAUCUUCGUUCUUGGACUUCUAAUGAGCCAAUAUACUUUGACAGGUUAUGAUGCAUCUGCUCAUAUGACUGAGGAAACUAAGGAUGCAGAUAAGAAUGGGCCUAAAGGAAUUAUAAGUGCCAUCGGUAUAUCAAUUAUUGUUGGUUGGGCUUACAUCCUUGGGAUCACCUUUGCAGUCACCGAUAUUCCUUCCCUUCUAAGUACCGAAAAUGAUGCUGGUGGUUAUGCCAUAGCUCAAGUUUUUUACCAAGCAUUCAAGAGUAGAUAUGGAAAUGGCAUCGGAGGAAUAAUUUGCUGUUGUGUUGUAGCUGUGGCUAUAUUCUUUUGUGGCAUGAGUUCAGUUACCAGCAAUUCUAGGAUGGCUUAUGCAUUCUCCAGAGAUGGUGCAAUGCCAUUCUCAUCGAUUUGGCAUAAAGUGAAUCAAAACGAGGUUCCUAUCAAUGCCGUUUGGAUGUCUGCUUUCAUCUCAUUCUGCAUGGCACUGACGUCACUCGGAAGUCUGGUGGCUUUUCAAGCGAUGGUAUCUAUAGCGACAAUCGGAUUAUACAUAGCAUAUGCCUUGCCUAUCUUGUUCAGAGUCACCUUGGCUCGCAAUACAUUCGUCCCAGGGCCUUUCAAUCUAGGCCGAUAUGGGAUUUUUGUAGGUUGGGUUGCCGUGCUCUGGGUCAUCACCAUUUCUAUCUUGUUCUCAUUGCCUGUUGCGUAUCCAGUUACCGGGGAGACUCUUAAUUAUACACCUGUGGCUGUCGGUGGCCUAUUGAUCCUGACGGUGUCUUCUUGGAUUUUAAGAGCGAGGCAUUGGUUCAAAGGUCCUAUUACAAACAUAGGUUCUGUAUAGAGCAAGAGAACACAUAUACUAAAGAUGGGUAGCUCAAAUCAUCGGAGAAUUUUUACAGAUGAAGAGA
Messenger RNA from Amaranthus tricolor (Joseph's coat), 1894 nucleotides. Its product is annotated as amino-acid permease BAT1 homolog. Bases 277 to 1827 code for a protein of 516 amino acids. Gene Ontology annotation, molecular function: L-glutamate transmembrane transporter activity; gamma-aminobutyric acid transmembrane transporter activity; L-lysine transmembrane transporter activity. Gene Ontology annotation, cellular component: membrane. The transcript has 9 exons. The record is from RefSeq and is a predicted model, not a curated record. NCBI's taxonomy places the organism in Eukaryota, Viridiplantae, Streptophyta, Magnoliopsida, Caryophyllales, Amaranthaceae. Gene Ontology annotation, biological process: gamma-aminobutyric acid transport; transmembrane transport.